CGUCGUAGUCAACAUUACACAUACCAGAAGUACGUACACACAAACCCUCACACUAGAAGACCGAUCCAUGGCGCCAUCCCCGGCCGCCGCCGUGAAGACGACGAGAGCGACGUGCGUGCUGUUGAUCCUGCUCCUGUUGGCCGACGGGCGGUCGAGGCCCGUGGCUGGGCAGGCGCCACCGGCGCCCGAGGAGGCCGUGGCAAUCGAGGCGGAUGCCGACGGCCGUGGAAACGGCACCCGCGGCGGCGGCAGGAGCGCCGGGACGCCGAAGGAGUUGAGCGCCAUCGACUGCCAGGUCUGCGAGUCGACGUGUCGGGUCAAGUGCCUCGUCAACAACCUCUUGCAGUGGGGCAGCUGCUACCAGCACUGCAAGGCCGACAACUGCAACGAGUGGUGUAGGUAGCCGUCCGUCGAGGUAACGCGCCGACGGAUGCAUGACACGCGCAUGGAUCCUCUACAAGAGGAUGUCCGUUUUCUGCGACUCAUGGUGUUGCUUUGAAUGCAGCAAAUCAGCUGCUCUAUGUUUUCCUUUUUACAUUCAACGAAUUUGUAUACUUUCCACACAAAAAUCUAUUUGUAUAUAUAGUCAUCUUCCAU
Triticum urartu is the source of this 597-nucleotide messenger RNA. RefSeq lists its product as uncharacterized. NCBI's taxonomy places the organism in Eukaryota, Viridiplantae, Streptophyta, Magnoliopsida, Poales, Poaceae. The record is from RefSeq and is a predicted model, not a curated record.